CGUGGCAGGAAGGGGGUGCUCUGUGGUCAGGGAGCUGUUUGCUGAGCACAGCCACACAGUGCCCUCACGGCGUCCGAGCCCUGCUCACGGUCCCCACAUCCUGCCCAGGAUGCGUCCAGCAGUGGUCUUUCUCGUGCUCCUUCUGGCUGAACAAGCAGCCGCCCUGGCCGAGCCUCAGCUCUGCUACAUCCUGGAUGCCAUCCUGUUUCUGUACGGCAUUGUCCUCACCCUACUCUACUGUCGCCUCAAGAUCCAGGUGCGGAAGGCAGCUGUAGCCUGUGAGAAGUCAGAGGGCAUUUACACGGGCCUGAGCAUGCGUACCCAGGAGACAUACGAGACCCUGAAGCACGAGAAGCCGCCACAAUAACUGGAACAGACGCCCUUGGCCACGGCCUCCCAGCCCCCGUGGCCGGCACCACACACACCUGCCACCCUUCGUGCCCGCUGACCUACUCAUGCAGACGCUACGCUCCCAUCACUGGACCGGGAGGCUCUGCAUCCUUUCCAGAGACCUGUGCUCAGGGGCUGGUUGCUAUGGUUAUGCUCUAGCCUCACCCUGAGCGCACUCUUGUCUUCCCAGCCCCAACCCCUGAGUGAUGGAGAUGGAGUGCCACCAAUAAAGCCGUCACACACUGGA
Molecule: messenger RNA, 637 nt
Organism: Rhinolophus ferrumequinum (greater horseshoe bat)
Lineage: Eukaryota; Metazoa; Chordata; Mammalia; Chiroptera; Rhinolophidae
Gene: FCER1G
Product: Fc epsilon receptor Ig
Exons: 5
Coding region: 110-367 (85 amino acids)
Biological process (GO): antigen processing and presentation of exogenous peptide antigen via MHC class I; neutrophil activation involved in immune response; immunoglobulin mediated immune response
Cellular component (GO): membrane; external side of plasma membrane; Fc-epsilon receptor I complex
Molecular function (GO): IgE receptor activity; IgG binding
Source: RefSeq, a predicted model, not a curated record